AAUCCUUACAGAGGUCCAGCUGCCCAGUAUCGGCAACUCCCUACACCGCACACCCACACCAAGCUCAACAAGUUUAACAAAACGUAGGGAUGUGAGCAGUAAGCUAUUUUGCUAAAGUUUUACCGUAAACAAGCAUGCAGCCUUAAAGGGACUCUUUCGCCCAGGCCAGUUGGAAUUUCAUUUCAAGUCCAGAGAAGAUGGAAAGUCCUCCGUAAGAAAGAAGGCGAAAUGGGAAAAUGGGAGUUGACAAUGAACCCGGUCCAGGAGUGGGGUGAGGAAUUCGAGGCUGGUGCAGUUUAUGGGAUCACGCUGCACCGGGUGCCCGUACCCUCUUCGCCUGAUCCGAGCUUGAAUCCAUCAUGUGGUUUCGUCCAGUACCGAACCAACAAAGUGCGCCGUCUGAAGGCUGCCAGUCUGCAAAUGCUCGUGAGUCACCUCCUCGACCCAGACUGUCUGGAACAAGACUACGGCAGGAUCUUCCUCUCCACAUACAGAACCUUCACCAGUACAGAAAAGCUGAUAGAGCUCAUCUUCCAAAGCAGAGACAGUGCAGCGCCUGAAUUGGAUGACAGUGGAUACAACCAGGGACCUUUGUUGCACCUUAUCCAAACAUGGUUAGAUGAAUACAGUGAAGACCUCAGGGAUCCUCCUCUGCACAGUGGGCUGCGCCUUCUUUUGGAUCACCUUAGGAUCAGUUCUGCCAUACAUGACCAACUGCACCGUCAGCCCAACUUCUGCUCAUUGGCGGGGCAAAGUGAAAACCUGCUUAGGAGGUUUCAGAGAGAAGCAUCUGAGACAGGUGUGAGUCCGGUUCAAACAGAUGUCCAAAGAAAUGAGCGGCUUUCAGGUGGUGAGGAUUCAGGAUAUGAACACAUACAAGAUCAAGUUGGCAUUAUGGAUUUCUCUGCAAAAGCCAUAGCAGAGCAGCUCACCCGCGUGGAUUCUGCUUUGUUUGUCAAAGUAGCUCCUUACCAGUGUUUGGGCUGCAUUUGGUCACAAAGAGACAAGAAGGACAACAUGUCCCCAACCAUCAGGGCCACCAUCACACAGUUUAAUUUCAUUACCAACAUGGUUAUUGUAUCACUGCUCUGCCGCUCUGUGUGUGCCACCUUCAUUACUACACCAGUGCAACGAGCUCGGAUGGUGGAGAAGUGGAUUAGGGUAGCACAGGAAUGUCACCGUUUGAAGAACUUUUCCUCUGUCAGGGCAAUACUGUCCGCCCUUCAGUCCAAUGCCAUCUAUAGACUGAGAAAGACUUGGGCUGCAGUGAACAGGGAUGCCAUGGUUACAUUUGAUAACCUCUGUGAAAACUUCCCUGAUGAAAACUGCCUCCUGACCAACAGAGAACUCUUAGUGGAGAAUAUUUCCAGUGGAGUGGUGCCUUACUUGGGCACCUAUCUGACCGUCCUGACCAUGCUUGACACAGCCCUGCCAGACACAGUGGAGGGUGGACUCAUAAACUUCGAGAAGAGGAGGAGGGAGUUUGAGGUUCUUUCACAAAUCCGUGUACUACAAGUGUCCUGUGCUCAGUUCAAUCUGCAUCGUGACCCCAGCAUUGUUGCUUGGAUGGAAGGACAUAAACUGCUCACGGACCAAGAAAGUUAUGAACAUUCAAGACAGUUGGAGCCGCCAGUGGAUGUGUGUUCACCAACCCCCUGGAGCCAAAGAACACUCACUAAGAAACUUUCCUUUCUUCUGACAAUGAGUGAUGGAUCCAAAAAGCUUCCAGCAGACCAAAUCAGUGUUUCUUCUUCAGGAUCUAGUGGUUCGGAGUUGGAAGAUCUUUCUUCUCCGAACUCUGCUUGUUCCAUCAGACUGCAGGCCUUUCACAGCUCUUGCAACAAUGUGUCAGAGGUCUUCUCUUCAUCUUCCUCAUCCUCCUCUUCAUCAUCAUCUCCUUGCUCCUUGGCCGCAUCUUCUCCAGACUCCCAAAGUCCCUCUGGCUCGUCUUCAGACUCUCUGUGCUCCUCAGCCAGUAGCUGUGCGAGUACUAUGCCCUCAACGGCUUCCCACCACAAGCGCUGUGUAUCUAUGACCUCCCUGCCGGUCUACAACCGCCAGAGCGCUGACUGCUGCAUCGUGAGGGUCAGCGUGGACCUGGGUCACAACAAUGGAAACAUGUACAAGAGUGUCUUGUUGACCAGCCAGGACAAAACUGCACAUGUGAUUCAGCGGGCUUUAGAGAAGCAUCACCUAGACCACAUGAACUGGCAAGAAUUCACUCUUACACAGAUCAUCUCACAGGAGAGAGAGUUGCUAAUACCAGACAAAGCAAACGUUUUCUACGCUAUGUCCACCACUGCAAACUUUGAUUUUGUCCUGCGUCGGUUCCACAAAGGCCAGAAGAAACCACUAAGAGCCACUUCCAGUCUUGGGCGGUACACCAAAUAGAUCAACUAAAGCAAGUGACUUGUGUUUUUAACUCUUUCAGCACCAUUGGCGGUGUUGUGGCUUUUUUUAUUCUCCUGCUGUACAUUUUUUUUGGGGUCACGAUUAGAUGUCCAAUCCAUUUGAAAUCGGAUGGUAUGGAAAAAAUUGUUUAUUCGCCGACCCUCCCACUUAAAAUGUAUUGGACAUCUUUUGCCGCCAGUGGCAGCCAAUGAGAAAUCGAUGUUAAUCCUUACUAAGAAGGAAAAAUGUGACGCAAAAAAGCACUUUAUGAAGGGACUGAACUUUGAAAUAGUUGAUGUAGUAUGACUUCCUCAAGUGAUAAACUGUAAGAAUACCCACAUUUACUCAUCACCCAACCAUUUCCAUGGCCUUUUUUCCCAAGAGGGUUGUUGUUAGCCCAGAGCCUGCCACUAUUUGUUAAUGCCAGUAACAGUACUCCUCACACCCCGAGACAGCAUCAUGUAUCAGCAUACUUUAUGUGCCCUACAAACGUCUGCUUGCCCCUCAACAGUGAAGUUAUGAAAACCAAAACAAAAAGAGGACUGGGAGUCUGAUGAGUGGUGAAGAGUGCAAAAAGAACUGCCGUGUUCUGAGCCCAUCUAGGUGGGCUAUGCUCAUGUGUAGCAGUGCCAGCUGACAAGUGGUUGGCGGCAGUCUUACCAGGGAGCACCAUGUUCCCUCGCCAGCUUCACAGCACCUCCUGUUGCUGUGACACUUCACAUAUUUGGCUGACAGCCCUGACUGGGAGGUUGGCAUUCCCCACUCUGGUAACCAUGGCAGCAAAGCAGACUUUGAUGGACAGAAUGGGAUGCACAUACCUACAGCAUGAGACUUUUGAGAGGUGUUUUCAGUGCUUUUUAGUGAAUAAUGAAUGUUCCUCCCCCCAAUAAAUCUGGAAAAAAAAGGUGAAUUAGCUAAUGCUUAAUUACACAUAUGCAGGGUUUCACGGUUUUCGCUUUCAAACAUCAUUUGUGUAUAUGGCAUUGUAUGGCGUUUUAAUCCCACUGUUCACUUCAAUACUGCUCUGAUUUCACCUUUUAACAUUGUUUGGGUGUCUAAAUUGGAAGCCUUUUUUGAAGUCUAUAACACAAUCCGCUGCCAAAUUUGAAAUGUUACAAUUUUCUGAUGAUAUGGAGAUUAUUUUCUGAUGAUAUGGAGAUUAUAUAAAUGCUGAACAAAAGUAUUUAUUGUUAGUGGUUCAGUCAUGUGCAUCCUGAAUGAAACUGCUGCCCAUGUAUGCUAACUACUGCCUGAAGAGUUUUUGUAUGUUAUCAUUUCAAUAACGUAAGUUGAUGCUGACAGUACUUAUCUAGUAAGAUGGGCCACUGAAAAAGCAUGACAUAAUACAACUGGGACACUAUUUCUUACAAUUAAAUGUUAAAUGCAUUAGUAGUCAUUCUAUUCAAAGAAUGUCAACUCUGUAAAAUUUAAGGUAAAUUGUGUUUAAAUGUUGAAUUAAAAAAUAUUGAUGAAUCCCUAAA
This is a messenger RNA of Corythoichthys intestinalis (scribbled pipefish), 3872 nucleotides long. Its product is annotated as ral guanine nucleotide dissociation stimulator-like 1. Gene Ontology annotation, cellular component: plasma membrane. Gene Ontology annotation, biological process: Ras protein signal transduction; positive regulation of GTPase activity. The record is from RefSeq and is a predicted model, not a curated record. NCBI's taxonomy places the organism in Eukaryota, Metazoa, Chordata, Actinopteri, Syngnathiformes, Syngnathidae. Gene Ontology annotation, molecular function: guanyl-nucleotide exchange factor activity. The coding region runs from base 229 to 2391 and encodes 720 amino acids. The transcript is spliced from 16 exons.